Messenger RNA from Ectocarpus siliculosus, 2649 nucleotides. Lineage: Eukaryota; Phaeophyceae; Ectocarpales; Ectocarpaceae. The record is from the annotation of a GenBank genome assembly.
AUGAGACAAGCUGGCAGCGCCGGCCGUGUCCCCGAUCCCAGCGAGGUGUUUCAGACACGAAGAGGGGGAGCGAUGGACCCGCACACACGGCUACCGGGCUACACGUGCUCGACGAUGCUGGGCGUCACGCAGGUGUGGUUCACAGCACAUCACGUGGGCCACGUCCUGAAAACCCUGCGAUCGGGCCGGUUGGACGACCUUCACAGGAGAAUGAAGCGCAACCCACACGUGCUGGACGCCCGCGUUUGCCGGGCGGUCAUCUGGUGGAGCAUUCUUGCGGAGGCGAUGGAGGCCGCGAAGGAGGCUGAGCGGCGGCGAGCCAGGCGGCGAGAAUGCCGCCGGUUGGUGGUCGGGCUCGCCGUCUCGCAGCGGCGGAGCGACCCCGGCACUCGACGAGGCAAAACCAGCACGCACGAACAGCAACGAGCAUCGGGUGGGUCCCGAUCGGGCAUGUCCCGCUCGUCCUCUCGCACGUGGUCACUCCCACCAUUAACGGAAGCGAUUCACCUCAAGGGCGGCGAGGAGGACCAAGGGUUUUCCAGCGGUGGCGGAGGGCGUGCUCCCUGCCACGGGGGGGCGGUGGCGGCGCCGUCGGUGGUUCGGGAGUGUCGCGCGGUUCACCUUGAUGAGGCGGCUAUUCUCAAUAAAAUCUACGAGUUUUUGUGAGAGGGCUGGGGUGGGGAGGGGGGCGAAAGCUCUCUAGAGAGGGAAUCCCUCGGGCGCGGGAGGGGAGGGGGAGAGGCUCUGCGCGAUUUUUUAUGCUUCGGAGGGCUCGUUGCUGCCGUGGCGCUGGGUGGUGGAGCAAUCGGUUUCAUUUUUCGGUGCGGUCGAAUGGUGAGAGCAAGAGAAGAGAGCAAGAGAAGAGAGAUGGGGCGGGGGGGGGGGGGGGAGCUUUGGGCGCGAUUUGGUCGGGCUGCACCUUGGUUCACCAUGCAGGAUGAGGAUAUUUGUUGUCCUAAAAAUGUUUCCUACACUUUUUUGCAUAUCUGCUGUCAAUUAUUUCGUGCCGCCUGGCAUCGCGUGAGUGGUGUGUUUCCAUUUCAUAGACCCACCAGUGUUGCGAAGAAGGGGAUACAUUAUGGUAAAAGGAAAAUUUAGGCUGGGGAGAGCUCCAACUUUCCCUCACUGACAAGUGUCACGCAAUGUUAGUAUGGCGCUUACUCUCAAGUUCGUCCAUUGUUGUACAUAUCAAGGCACCGGGAGUAUGGGGUAGACGGGGGUUCCGUAUGAACUGCCGUGAUUUUCGAUGCCUGUCGUUUUCAAACUUUUUCAGUUGCCUUUUAUGUCUAUCGCAACGAUUGUGAUGUGAGUUGUCUGCUUCGAAUUCCCGUACCCCAUACUGGAGAGAAAGGAAUGUAGAGGGAUACAACGAGAGAGGGGGGGGGGGGCACGUGGCAUCACACAGCACGUUCUAGCGAUAAAAAGUGUGUUGUGUUCAGUUGUUGCACUCUGUAGGGGUAGCCUUUUUUCGGGGUGAAGGGGCGAGGGUUUGGGGGGGGGGGGGGGUACCCAUAUAUUCCAUUCCUAAGGGGGAGACGCAUGUCAUGCGUUGGUCCCGAAGGCUCGUGCGCUUCGAUCUGGUUCCUGUAUUUACUGUGUCGACGUUAUUGAGUUCCAUUGUUGUUUAUCAAGUCUCCGUUUGUGUUAAGGCAACGAUUGUUUAUUGCUACCUGCUGCAUUUUUUAUUCGCCUUGCGUUUGGAUCGUUGUUGUUCCGCCUUCUUCGUGUCGGCAAUGCUCGCGAGAUUUCCAACACAGAAUUGUUCUGUUUCUGGUCUCAUACAUGCACGCUUACAUGGAUCGCUGAAUAAUUCGUCCAAGAGGAAAGAGAGAGAGCAUUUUUUCUUGUGUUAGGCAUGUGAGGGCUGGUGUGCCCCAUCUUAUUUUUUCGCACUCCCUGUCGGUGUUUCGUUAGGCUAUACGUCGCCGGCUUUUGUAUACCGUCGUCCACUGGAGCAAAGACCAGUAGUACACCUUUCGUGGGUAGUUGUUUCCUUUUGUUUCGUGUUUCUCGUGUUGUUAUACAACGGCGGUCUACUGCAACUGACGCUUUCCAUGUUUUUGAGGGGAGGGUGCGGCCUGGUACCGUGCAGCAAGAGACUGCUGGAAGAAGAGGGAGGGAAAUCUCUCUCCCACAUGUUAAGCAGAUUUUCGUUCGAAAGGUCUCCUAUGCCGUUCUGAUCACGUUGUUUCUGCCAGAGAGGAGGGGUGGUAUGAUACUCGUUGUUCGCUUUCUGCCUGCCGCGGCGCGGCGCUUACGCGGACGCGUGAUUUUGCUUCUUCUGUGUCGAUGCGCGCGCGUUUUUUUUUUUUUUUAGCGGUGGUGAGGUUGCGGGGCGUUUGGCCGUAAGCGUGUGACGCUCUGCGUGGCUCUAUGUAUGCCGUUACAGGAGAGUGUUGCACUUUGGUUCUUCUCAAUCGCCGUGGACAAGUCCAUGCUGAGGUUCCAGGCUCGUUGGUGUUUUCUUCCGGCAGGCCAUCUUGUUGUCGGAUGACCACGCACCUGAGAUUCCUUGCGGGCUCUCGGACAGUACGGAGGUGUGAUCAGACGAUGUAGGGAUUGUUCUGGGGAACGUUCCUUACAAGCAACCCCGGGACGAGAGACAACCAUUUUUUCGUGGCGAUCCUGCCGUAAAGACGCUAUUCUGUC